AUGCAGGUCUUCACAGGCAACGGUCAUUCCAAUCGUGAUCAUGUUACGCCAGAAUAUCCUAGCUCUGUAUCCCAGAAGCGAAAAACUACUUCUGAAGGCGCCAGUAAAACGACAACCGAGGACCUAGCUCGAUAUGAGAGCGACAUUGCUAAAAUGGUUCCUCUUACUGGAGUUUCCGGAUCUGAUAAUCAGAAAGACUUCUCGUGUGAAAGGUUCGGCACUUUUCGCAAACAGAGUUUGAAACAAGAGCUGACAGACACACCAACCUGCCAUGACCUGGCGCUUUUCAUUCGAUACACAUCUGGAAAAGUGAAAGGACAAGGCGAUGAUGGUGCCACUCAGCAUUAA
This is a messenger RNA of Fusarium proliferatum ET1, 348 nucleotides long. RefSeq lists its product as uncharacterized. Lineage: Eukaryota; Fungi; Ascomycota; Sordariomycetes; Hypocreales; Nectriaceae. The record is from RefSeq and is a predicted model, not a curated record. Bases 1 to 348 code for a protein of 115 amino acids. The transcript has 2 exons.